Felis catus (domestic cat) is the source of this 1770-nucleotide messenger RNA. RefSeq names its product hyaluronidase 4 (gene HYAL4). NCBI's taxonomy places the organism in Eukaryota, Metazoa, Chordata, Mammalia, Carnivora, Felidae. The coding region runs from base 225 to 1682 and encodes 485 amino acids. The transcript has 4 exons. The record is from RefSeq and is a predicted model, not a curated record. Gene Ontology annotation, molecular function: hyalurononglucosaminidase activity. Gene Ontology annotation, biological process: carbohydrate metabolic process; hyaluronan catabolic process.
AGAUUCUUUGGCAGUUUUUGGUCAACUGACUAUUUAGAAGGGGUUUAGAGAGCCAGGUUUCAUUUGAGAUUUAACUGGUGAAAAUACAGCCCAAUUUCUUCAAGAGAAAACCAUGAAGUUAAAGAACUAAUAGGUUUUUAGGCUUCUUUAUAUACCUGAGAGAAGAUAGCACCGAAUCCAUAAUCAACAGCAGGAGACUGCUGUAAUGGUGAAAACUACAAGCCAUGUAUAACCUGUGGAUGGCAUGGUCGGGAGUGCUGUUGCCCUUGAUCAAGUUCACUCAUUCAGUCCUCAAACCAGUACUGCCCCCAGUGAUCAAGAACCAACCUUUCAACAUGUUCUGGGCUGCCCCAACGAUGCAGUGUCAACAUUUCUUCAACGUGGAUUUGAAUCUCCCAUUAUUUAAUAUUAUAGCAAAUCCUGUAGAGACUCAGAGGGGGUCAACAAUUGCCAUAUUUUAUCCAAAUGAAUUAGGGUAUUAUCCUUAUUUCUCUCAAGAUGGAAAAUCCUUUAAUGGAGGGAUACCACAGAAUAUGAGUCUUUCUAAACACCUCAGGAAGACAGCUGAUGACAUUGCAAAAGUUAUCUCUUGGUGGAGAUCAGAAGGUCUUGUUGUCAUUGACUGGGAAAGCUGGAAACCCCAAUGGGAUAGAAAUUGGGGCAAGAGAAUAAUAUAUAAAAACCACUCCUUAGCCUUCACUAGAAACCACCAUCCUGAUUGGUCAGAAAUGAAAGUGAAAACAAUUGCCCAACAGGAAUUCGAAAGUGCUGGAAGGAGUUUUAUGAACACCACUCUCACAUUGGCUUUAGAAAUGAGACCAAAGUGUUUAUGGGGCUUUUAUCUCUACCCAGACUGCUACAAUUAUGAUUAUAGGACAAACCCACAGAUCUACACAGGUAAAUGCCCAAAUGAUGAAAUUUCCCGCAAUGACCAACUCCAGUGGCUAUGGGAAAAAAGUACAGCACUUUAUACGUCAAUAUAUUUGGAUAAAAUAUUGAAGUCAAGUUUAAAUGCUUUGAAAUUUGUUCAUUAUCGAGUUAGGGAAGCCAUAAGGAUCGCUGGGAUGGCUAGACAUGACUAUAUUUUGCCAGUUUUUAUUUUUUCCAGACCAUUUUAUUUGCAUAGUCUUGAAGCUUUGUCACAGGAAGAUUUAGUACAUACAAUUGGCGAGAGUGCCGCAUUGGGAGCAGCAGGAAUAAUACUGUGGGGAGGAUAUGAAUACUCUGAUUCAAAGAAGGCCUGCUUAACCGUGCAAAAGUCUAUCCAAGGGCCAUUGGGCCAUUAUGCAGUUAAUGUGACAUCUGCAGCCAAAUUCUGCAGUCAAAGCCUAUGUAACAAUAAUGGAAGGUGUGUCCGAAAAGCACCUGAGUCCUCCGCCUAUCUGCAUAUGCCUGAAAGCAGCGCUAAGAAAUACAUCCUAAAUAAGAGUUUCAGAUUCGUCGUUUCUCCAGCCGAUAAACUGAAGACAGUAAAGGUCAUGAAGAACGGGUUUGUGUGUCACUGUUAUUACGGCUGGCAUGGGGAAUCCUGCCGGCAACACUCUUCAGAUCUCUUGAGAGAGAAGAAUAAGGCUCCUAUGACUAACUUUAAAUUUUCAGUGUUUCUCAGCAUGACCUUAUUUAUCAUUCUGUUGAAUUUUGUUACCCCCUAUUGCAAUGCCAAUUUUUCCUUGCAAUACUGAAGAGUAGAAAAUGCUGCUUUUUCCCCCCUUUAAUCUACCGCUAAAUAUUUAUUGGCUUUAAAGUAAAAAAAAAUUAUUUUUUAAGUGA